AUGACCGACCAGUGGUCUCAAUUAAACGAGAAGCUCGCCAGUUACCCGUACGUCGACGGGUACACCAUCAGCGACCGGGACUUUGAAGUGUUCAAGAGCGUCCCGGUGAAAGAGCUUGGCGGAAAAGCUAACCUAGCCCGGUGGCAUCGACAUAUCGCGUCAUUCAAGCAGGAGCCAAGCAAGCAGCCAACCGACGAUAUGGAGCUCGGAGACAACUUGCCACAAUACCUGCUCAACCAUCUGACCAAAACGGGUGCUCCCUUCAACUCGAUCGCGCUAGCGGAAGAGCUUGGUCUUGAUCACCAGAAGCUGAUCGGCGCCGUGAAGAGUCUGAUCGCGCAGGAUGGCCUGGUCACCGUGUCCGAGACAUCCGAGAAGCGGACCGAGCUGACCAACGAGGGACAGGAAAUGGCGACAAAUGGCUCGCACGAAUACAACGUGUUCGUAGCGAUUGGUGACGAAGGGUUGCCCCAGGGAGAACUCAUGAAGUUGCCAAUCGGCAAAGUGGGCAUGGCGAAGGCGAUAGCUGCAAAAUGGAUCGCUACCGAGAAGAAUGGCGCCGAGGUUCGGUUGGUACGAAAGAUGGCGGCUGACGCCGUUGUUGAUAAGGUUCGCGAACAAUUGGAACAAAUCAGCCUUGGCCAAGAGGUCGACGCAAAAGAUAAGACCGAGCUGAAGAAGCGCAAGCUCAUCAAUGAGGUUACGGUUAAAGGGCUGAUUGUCGAGAAGGGACCCAACUUCACGACGGAAAUCGUCAAACCUGAACUCGAUCUGACCGCAGAAAUGAUUCAAAGCGGUAGCUGGAAGGAGAAGACCUUCAAGAAGUACAACUUUGAAGCGCUUGGAGUACAGCCCUCCAGUGGUCACCUACACCCAUUGAUGAAGGUCCGCGCCGAGUUCCGACAAAUUUUCUUCCAAAUGGGCUUCACCGAAAUGCCGACGAAUCGCUACGUGGAGAGCUCGUUCUGGAAUUUCGACGCACUCUUCCAGCCUCAACAACAUCCAGCUCGCGAUGCGCACGACACUUUCUUCAUUUCAGACCCUGCAAUCAGCACCAAGUUCCCCACGGAUUAUUUGGAACGGGUGAAGACGGUUCAUUCCAAAGGCGGCUUCGGCUCAAUCGGGUAUAAUUAUGAUUGGAAGCUGGAAGAGGCCCAGAAAAAUGUACUGCGCACUCAUACGACGGCCGUCUCUGCACGUCAACUCUAUUCUCUAGCGCAAGAGGGCUUCAAACCAUCAAAAAUGUUCUCCAUCGAUCGGGUCUUCCGAAAUGAGACGCUGGACGCGACACAUCUCGCCGAAUUCCACCAGGUAGAGGGCGUGAUUGCCGAGAAAAACCUGUCGUUGGCCCAUCUGAUCGGCAUCUUCACCGAAUUCUUCAAGAAGCUCGGAAUCGAAGGGCUGAAAUUCAAGCCCACCUACAACCCCUACACCGAGCCGAGCAUGGAAAUUUUCGCCUACCACCAGGGCUUGAAAAAAUGGGUUGAGAUUGGCAACAGCGGCAUGUUCCGACCGGAAAUGCUGUUGCCGAUGGGACUGCCAGAAGACGUGAAUGUUGCUGGAUACGGGCUGUCGUUGGAACGGCCAACAAUGAUCCGGUACGGCAUCAACAACAUUCGGGACCUGUUCGGGGCAAAGGUCGACCUGGAGAUGAUCCGGAAGACGCCGAUCUGCCGGCUGUCCAAGAAGGAC
This is a messenger RNA of Mesorhabditis spiculigera, 1692 nucleotides long. NCBI's taxonomy places the organism in Eukaryota, Metazoa, Nematoda, Chromadorea, Rhabditida, Rhabditidae. The record is from the annotation of a GenBank genome assembly.